AUGAUUUUUAGAUUGCUCCAGAUAGCACGAGCAGAAGAGUUUCAUCUGUGGAGUGGCCUAGGAGACGCAGCCAUAAAAAUGGAGACGUCUAGAGGAUCAAAUGCCAGCAUAGUUAAGCCGCACCAGGCCACCAGAUUCACAAAUGAUGGUGGUGACGAUGCAGUUCACAUUUACAACAACAAGAAGUUUGUUAUGGACCAUGCAAUGUCGAGUCACACGCUCUUGACGUGGUCUGAGAAGAGUUCAACCAUACAAAACCAGAGAUUUGAUUUUCAGGAGACCUGGAACCAAGGCAAGAAGUAUUUCAAACUGGAACAGAAUGGUAGAUGCGCCACACUUGAUAAAGGAAGCAACAAAGUGAAGAUGGAAACGUGUUCUAGCUCCUAUCACCAGGUAUUUACGAAAGACUACAGAAAAGUGAAGGGGUUUGAGUUGUACACGAGGGUAGGUGGAUUUGGAAUAAAGGCGGAGAUAAAGCCACAUGCGAAAGUAGAAAUGGUGAAAGGAGGGGGACAGAAGGUUUUCUACGACAAAAAUGACAGGAGAUUUGGACUUGCUGAUGCCACCAACCUGGUUUUGGAUAUGGCUGGUUCCAGUGGUAAAGUUCAGGUACUUUACGAUAAACCAGGUGAAAGUCACCAGAAUGUCGAAUUUAAGAAACGAGGACACGGUUACAUCGUGAAAGUCAAUGGGAAGUGUCUUGAAGCAGACAAGCAUAAGAUGGAAUUCGUAUUGAAUACGUGUAAAAGAUCAAGAAGUCAGAUGUUUGUGACAAGUGAUAAGGAAACAGGUGAUUCAGACAGUGACUCCGAAAGUAGUAGCAAGAGCAAGUCAUCAAGUAGCAGCAGUAGUAGUAGCAAAACAACAGAAUUGGAUGCAAUGAAUUAUCAGGUCAAACAAUACAAGAAGUUAAUGAGGCGUAACGAUAAAGCACUAAGAAAUCUAAAGAAGAGACAUCGUGGAUUUGGAGGCGAUUCCAGCAACAGUUCAGAUUGCAGUGAUUCAGGCUACAAGCAUCGUAGAGGAAGACGCAGUCAUAGGCCACGAAGGAGAGGAAGAUACAGUCGAGGCAGUUCAUCUGAGAGCUACAGCUGCUUUGAUACGAUGCGAAAUGGUGGAUUUGGUGGAGAUGUUGGAAAUGGACCACUUUAUAGGGGAUCACACGGAUUAAGGGCAUUUGACAGCUGUUCAAGCAGCAGCUCAAAUUCCGGAUAUUUUAGAAGAUUCUUCCACUGA
This is a messenger RNA of Enterospora canceri, 1236 nucleotides long. The record is from the annotation of a GenBank genome assembly. Lineage: Eukaryota; Fungi; Microsporidia; Enterocytozoonidae.